Elaeis guineensis (African oil palm) is the source of this 1729-nucleotide messenger RNA. Its product is annotated as dof zinc finger protein DOF3.1. Gene Ontology annotation, molecular function: DNA binding; DNA-binding transcription factor activity. Gene Ontology annotation, biological process: regulation of DNA-templated transcription. Lineage: Eukaryota; Viridiplantae; Streptophyta; Magnoliopsida; Arecales; Arecaceae. The record is from RefSeq and is a predicted model, not a curated record.
AACCCGAAUAAAACCAUCGGGCGGUAGUGGAAUUCUCGUGAAGCCAGCUAUAUAUUCCCAUAUAGUUACUCCGGUACAAACAAGCGAUGGAGUGGGAUAGAGUGCUUUGAAAAGAGAGGAAGCAAGGGGGGUAGCGUGGCUCUUCUAGCAUGCCUGUCUGUCUCGAAGAUCACCAAUACCGGCACCAACGUUUGAGAUUUUGAGAAUAUAUAUCUCCUGAUCUCCUCUCUCUCUCCUCCUCCUUUGAUCUUUUCUUGUGUUCUGGAAAUCCGAGAGUUUGUAUGCUUUUUUUCUUGCAUUGUUAGAGAAUAGAAGUAUUGGUGGUGCAUGUGAUGGAUGUUUAGAUUUCAUGGUUGAAAUCUGACGAAUUGCAUUAGUUUUCGAGUCAAAACGGGUUCCGUUUCAUGGUUUGAAGGUAUACCAAGUUUUCUUUUUCUUUUGAAGAUUUUUCGGAGGGUACUUUUUAUUGCCGGAAAUAUCUCGCUUCUGUUGAUCUUUCUGAAAGGCCCACUCUUCAAUCUCUCAGACACGAAACAAACCCACACUUGUUUGUCUCUUUUUUAGUUUUUUGCUUGGGAAAAGGGUUGCUUUUUUUCUGAAAUCAAAGUCCGUUUUCUCGCGACCAGAAAAAUCUCAGCUUUCCGAUUAAGUUAUUGAAGUUCCAAGAAUUUGAUUCACUGAAAAUUCCGGAACAGGGAAAAAAAUUUGAUCUUGAACGUGAAAGAGUGAUAAAAAUCCAAUUUUUAGGAUCGCAUCUCCUCAAGGAAUCAAGGAGCUUCACCACUAGGAGUGAUGCAGGGCUCGCCGGCGGUCCAGGGGGUGGCGAAGCCCCCGUUCCCUGAGCCGGAGCAGCACCUCAAGUGCCCCCGGUGCGAGUCCACCAACACCAAGUUCUGCUACUACAACAACUACAACCUCUCCCAACCUCGCCACUUCUGCAAGGACUGCCGCCGCUACUGGACCAAGGGCGGAGCCCUCCGCAACAUCCCCGUCGGCGGCGGCACCCGCAAGAACUCCAAACGCUCCGCCGCCUCCGCCACCGCCGGCGCCACCGCCUCCAAACGCCCCUCCACCUCCUCCCCGCCGCCGCCCCCUUCCUCCAAUCAUCUCCCCAAACCCGAGCCAGUCUCCGUCCUCUAUCCUUCAGCCACCGACCCCGACGAUCGCCUGCUCGACAUCAGCGGGAGCUUUAGUUCGCUGCUCGCCUCCAGUGGAGGCUUCGGGAACCUUCUCGAGGGCUUCGGCUCCGCCGCCGGCGCGGUGCCGAAUUCCGGCGAUCUGAACCGUUCCAUGGGGGGUGGGAUGGAUCAGCUGCAUAACUCCGGCGAUGGCAACGGCAAUGAGAACCCUGCGGCUCUGGAGAAUUUCUUGGGGGAUUCCAGCUGCUGGGGUAAUGGCUGGCCCGAUCUCCGCAUCUAUACUCCAGGUUCCGGCUUCCCAUGAUCAAGAAAAAUAUAGAAUUUUAGAGCAAAGAGAAGGAAAAAAAAAGGACUCUUUUUUCGUUGUUCUGUUUUCAUCCUGCUUUCUCUUCUUAGGGUUGUCUUAUAUCAGUCUGUGGAACUGUUUUUAAGAACCCUGCCAUAUGUAUGUGUUAGUUAUAGAGGUAAUGAGGUGCAGAUAGUGAGAUGGAUAUAUACUGAUUUGGGCUUGAAUAAUUUUCUGGAUUUCUUGUGGGCUUAAGCUUGUCUUUGCAUGAUUGAAAUAUGAUGAGCUUAUUAGUUUUAUUAGA